Molecule: messenger RNA, 1981 nt
Organism: Tribolium madens (black flour beetle)
Lineage: Eukaryota; Metazoa; Arthropoda; Insecta; Coleoptera; Tenebrionidae
Product: nucleolar complex protein 4 homolog B
Exons: 4
Coding region: 95-1564 (489 amino acids)
Biological process (GO): ribosome biogenesis
Cellular component (GO): small-subunit processome; Noc4p-Nop14p complex; nucleolus
Source: RefSeq, a predicted model, not a curated record
CUGACUAAAAUAAAAUACCCCGUCCUUUCUGACAUAACCUCAUUUGUUGCAAAAAUUCUGUGAUCAAAAAGUGGUGUUUUCGAUCGUUUAGAAAAUGUCCCAUCAGCAGGAAAAACCGCUAAAAAUCUCAAAACAAUUACGUUUAAAAGCUCAUGAAUUCCUCUCGUCUCGCAAAAAUCCCGAAAAUUUGUUAACAAUCGUACGUCAUUUCGAAUCGGGUGCGGACCUGUCAUCAUGUUUACUCACUUUGGAAUUGAUAUUUACGAAUUUAUUAAAAGACAGGGACAUGUACGUAGAAGUUAUUCCAUUAAAACCCAUAGAAAAAAAUGAGACGAAUCAAUACAAGGAAUGGUUGAGGAACUUGUACGAAAAUUGCUUUAAUAAAAUACUUGAAACGUUUGAGAAUGAUUCGAAUAAGAUUCAAAUUCAGGGUUUGUCCACUGCCAUGAAUAUUCUCUCAUGUGAAGGCAAAUUUCCCUUGGAAAAUAAAGGGAAUUUGGAGUGUUAUGUACCAUUGAAUAGGCUAAAGCCCAUUUUAAUGAAACUACUUUCAAACAAGCACAAUAACAUUCAUCUUAUAAAUAAGUACACCGAAUAUCUUCUUUAUAGCGACAUUUUAUUCUUUUCCUGGAAACUCCUACCGCCACUGACUGCAAAAACCAAUCCAAAUGAAACCUACAUAAUGAAUUAUUUGCGCCUCCUUGAAAAACUCGAAUUGAAAAAAACCGACGAACAAACCUUGUGCGGAACUGAAACCGCAUUUGACGAGAAUGUGCCCCUUCGAGCGUUGAAUAAAGUGUGGCAUUGCGUCAUGUUGUGGGACCACAGUCCUCAGACUCACAAACAACUCUUGAUUGUGCUUCUCGAACGCGUCCUUCCCCACCUGGAAAAACCCCUUUUCUUAACGGACUUCCUCAUGGAUUCGCUCGACGUGGGAGGCCCCAUCAGUUUACUCGCUCUUCAAGGAAUCUUUACCAUGAUCCAAGUUUACAAUUUAAACUAUCCCAAUAUUUUCGCCAAAUUGUACUCGAUGUUUGAACCGGAGAUUUUUCACACCAAGUAUAAGGCGCGCCUUUUCUACUUAUCCGAUUUGUUUCUCAGCUCGACUCAUCUGCCUGAGAAUCUGGUCGCAGCUUUCGCCAAACGAUUGGCGCGUUUGGCCCUCAUUGCGCCGUCCGAGGACGUCGUCGUCAUUUGCAUGUUUAUAGGGAAUUUGAUUUUGAGACAUCCGGGUCUUAAAUGUUUGUUAAAUAAUCCGACGGAAGGAAACGUAAUCAGCGCAGAUGAUCCCUACAUAAUGGAAGAGCGAGAUCCGAUUAAAUCGAACGCAAUCAACAGUUCUUUAUGGGAAUUGAAGAGUCUUCAACAGCAUUCGAUACCGAGUGUUGCCACCGCCGCCAAAUUCAUCAAUUCGCCUUUGCCCACGAUCGAAUGGGACCUAAGUCGGAUCUUGGAUGAAACUGGAGACGAUAUUUUCGAUAAAGAGGUCAAAAAACACGGAAAACUAAUCGCAUUGGCUUUUGACAAGUCACAUGAUCAGAUUUUACAUUAUUGGAACUUUUAAUAAUAAUUCGUUACAAGACUGGGAGAUAAUGGCCGCAAAUUAUAGAUUUUCAAUGAUUAUGUAUUGUAGAUAUUUCAUUGUGAUAUGGAACGGACUAUUUCCAAAAAGGGCGUGCCUUGAAGGCCAUUAUUUGCGUCAGGACAUAUCUAAAAUGUGUUCCAAAUUGCCGCCGUUAAAUCACUUGUUGCUAUGUAACACGAAAAUAUUUUACUUCUUACCUAGCAAAAAUAACACCCAUAUCGGCAAUUUGAGACAAAUUCUACAGGUGUCUCAAAAUUCGCGCACUUCCUCGAAAAGGAGUAAUUGGGUAGUCCUCCAGAGUACUGAAAAAAUGCCCUCUGUCAAAAAAUUUUGACGUAUGACAUAUUUUUAUGUCUAUUUAUUGAUAUGGAUAAUCCUGUAUGUUUUUUUUAUAAU